UGUAUUUUGCCUUUUUUUUUCUUUUCAAUUUUCACAAUCUUCCAUUUCCUUCUCCGUUCUCACGAGCCUACAUCGCCGAGUUUCUCUACGCAUCGUCUCCCUCACACCAAGCCGACGACGGUACCAGUGGGGCCUCAGCGGAAUAUGGCGGCCUCUCUCCAAAGAAUUUGUGGCCGCGGCUGCCGCAACAUUGGCGCAAGUCUCUCCCCCAUCUCCCGACAGUUUUCGUCCUCAGCUUCCGAUGCCCUGGUGGAGACGAAGCCCGGCGAGAUCGGCAUGGUCUCCGGUAUUCCUCAUGAGCAGCUUCGCCGGCGGGUUGUAAUUUACUCCCCUGCUAGAACUGCAACUCAGCAAGGAUCCGGGAAACUUGGGAAGUGGAAAAUCAACUUUGUGUCUACUCAGAAGUGGGAAAACCCUUUGAUGGGUUGGACGUCCACAGGUGACCCAUAUGCUAAUGUUGGGGAUUCUGCACUUAGCUUCGAAAGCGAAGCAGCUGCCAAGGAUUUUGCUGCAAGACAUGGUUGGGACUAUGUGGUAGUAAAAAAGUACCAAACUCCACUUCUGAAGCCGAAGUCAUACGCUGAGAACUUCAAGUUCAAGGGCUUGCCAGAAGCUGAGGGAAAAUAAUUCUGGUUAUCAGCUGCCGCUGGCAUGGUUCCCUAGUAGGACAAAAGUUGCACAAAUUUGAGUGUCUUUACCUUUUCCCCCACUGCAAGAUUCUCAGCAGGUGGCAACACUGUAUUUUGCUGCAGAUUUGUCUGGUUAAAGUAAUAAUGCAACGACUAGCCCUCUAUAUUCUUGAUUCUAAUCUUUGUACAAGUUCGGUCAUCUGUAUUGAGAUGUUCUUGGGAAGAAAAGUAUCGCAAUAAGCCAAGGAUUUUAAAAUCAUACCACCGGAGGUUUAUACCGGAAAAAUCUGUGAUAUGAUAUUUUGUACUAAAAUCGUGGUUCAAUUGUUUCAUAUUGUUAAAAUGUAUCAAUA
Molecule: messenger RNA, 982 nt
Organism: Linum tenue
Lineage: Eukaryota; Viridiplantae; Streptophyta; Magnoliopsida; Malpighiales; Linaceae
Source: the annotation of a GenBank genome assembly